Rotaria socialis is the source of this 288-nucleotide messenger RNA. Lineage: Eukaryota; Metazoa; Rotifera; Eurotatoria; Philodinida; Philodinidae. The record is from the annotation of a GenBank genome assembly.
AUGUUCCUCUGCAUGUCUAGGUGGCGUCUUAAUUCGCUUCCUGCUACAUAUGGUCUAACAUCUGAUAAAAGAAAAUCAUCAAAAGAACAUCAUGGUCCAACAAAUCCUGAACAGUAUCCACCUUUACGACAACGUAAUAGCAGAGAGACACUGCGUUCAAUUAGAUUAAAACCACAAGAAUAUUUUCUGUUUGGUGUUGCUUUUCUCUCCAUAGCAGCUUUAAUUACUUACAAUGUUUUCAUGUCUUAUUAUGAUCAUUUUUCAUUAAAUGAUAACACUUAUAUUUGA